CUUCCGUGAUGUUGCCCGUCGAAACGAAUGCUUCGAAUGUCAUAAAGUUCUAUGACAAUGCAGCUCGAUCGACCGCCUCUAACUCAUUAGAAUACAGACGACAGACUCGUAUCGUUCACCUCCGUAAUUUUAACAACUGGACUAAAAGUAUGUUAAUUAGCGUUUAUCUGGAAGCCGCUCGGGAACGAUUCGGUCGUGACUGCCGUUUGCAUGUGUUCGACUUAUGUUGUGGUAAGGGCGGAGAUCAGAUGAAAUGGGCACAAGGCCAUGUGGAUUAUGUAAUGUUCUUGGACAUUUCGGGUGAAUCUGUUAGAGCUUGCAAACAACGUUAUGAACAAUUACAACGCAAGCGCCCACGUCUCUACUCGGCUGAUUUCCACGUCUGUGACUGUACCUCGGACCUUUCGGACAAUUUGCUUCGUGACCGGAAGUUUCACCUCGUGAGCUGUCAGUUUUCGCUACACUAUGCGUUUGAAAGUCUACCCAAGGCUCUCCAAUUCUUCAAAAACGUCAGUUCUUGUCUGAGACCUGGCGGGUUUUUCAUCGCAACUAUUCCCAACGCGUACGAAAUCGUUCGUCGAGCUAAAGAAGCCUAUGCGGCAUCAAACACACCUGAACAACAGCCGGAGGACGAUGUGACUUUCGGGAACUCGAUCUAUUCUAUACGUUUCCGAAGUGGUUCCUUUAGUAAACCAGUUGAAGACGCGGUUAAUGCUGACUCGCCCACCGGAAUGCCAGAACUUAUACAAUUUCCACUUCUUGGCGCUAGAUAUGACUUCCAUUUAGAAGGUGUUGUCGACUGUCCUGAAUUUCUGAUCUACCCACCGCUACUGAAUGAACUGGCAUCAGCCCAUGGUCUAAUUCCUGUUUCACCCCCUCUUUCGUUUGCAGCAUUUUUUCACGAAUCACUUUGCAAGUCUAGAGGAAUCGAAAGACCACUUGAUUUGUUAAUACGCAUGAAUGCAUUGGAAACAUGGAAGAAUCCGCGAAUGUCCUACCCCGAAAACUUCAAACAGGUUGCCAGCGAUGAACUAAAAGCUUACGCGCACGCAGAACAGCGACUGGACGAAGAUGAGGCGUGCCGCCAUUCCAAAUUCUUGGGCACUAUCUCCCAAGCCGAGUGGGAGGUUAUAAAUUUGUACAAUGUUGUCGCUUUCAGAAGAGCAU
Messenger RNA from Opisthorchis viverrini, 1167 nucleotides. RefSeq lists its product as hypothetical. Gene Ontology annotation, molecular function: mRNA 5'-cap (guanine-N7-)-methyltransferase activity. The annotation marks the transcript as partial. Lineage: Eukaryota; Metazoa; Platyhelminthes; Trematoda; Opisthorchiida; Opisthorchiidae. The transcript has 2 exons. Gene Ontology annotation, cellular component: nucleus. Gene Ontology annotation, biological process: 7-methylguanosine mRNA capping. The record is from RefSeq and is a predicted model, not a curated record.